GGCAACAAAUGAUUUGCUUUCUGUUACUCAUAUGUGUCUUUUCUAGGGUUUCAUAGAAACAUUCAUUUUUUAAAGCCAUGGUUCAGUGGUGAUUCUGAUCCACACUAACAUUUUAGAACUACUCUUAUAAUCUCUUUGAUUACCUCAUUCAUCUUUAUUUAUGGUAUUUCCUCUUUCUCUGUUCUACUCCAUUUUCUAAUUUCUUAGUCACAUUCAAGAGCUUACAGAUAUUAUCCUGAGUCUGAACUUUCCAGUUUUUACUAUAGAAGUUACUUUUUCUGGAAAAGGAAAAAACAAAUACAUACUUGUUUUGUUCUUUUUCAGUAUUGGAGUCCAGGUAUGAUACUAAGGUAUUAUCUCCAAAGCAGCACAGUUAUGAAGUACAGUCACCCCGGUGGCAGAUAAUGGAAAGCCUUACAAGUUAUGGUUUUGAGUGCUCAAGUUUCCAAGAUGAUUGGGAAUGCAGAAGUCAGUUUGACAGGCAAGAGGGAAAUCCAGAUGGACAUUUGAGUCAAAUGAUAAUCGAUAAUGAAGAAAUGUCCACUUUUGACCAGCAAGCAUCCCUUACUUUUUAUCAGAAAAUUCAUAUUGGAGAAAAACCCUAUGGAUAUAAUGAAUGUAGAAAAGACUUCUGGCAAGAGGACUUCCUUAUUAAUCAUCAAGGGAUUCAUACUAAUGAGAAACCCUACAAAUGUAAGGAAUGUGGGAAAGCCUUUAAAUAUGGCUCACGACUAAUUCAACACGAGAAUAUUCAUUCUGGCAAGAAACCGUAUGAAUGUAAGGAAUGUGGAAAGGCCUUCAAUUCUGGUUCAAAUUUCAUACAACAUCAGCGAGUUCAUACUGGUGAGAAACCUUAUGAAUGUAAGGAUUGUGCAAAGGCCUUUAGUCGAAGCUCACAGUUGAUUGAACAUCAACGAAUUCAUACUGGUGAGAAACCCUAUCAGUGUAAGGAAUGUGGCAAGGCCUUCAAUCGGAUCUCACAUCUUAAAGUACAUUAUAGAAUUCAUACUGGUGAAAAACCCUAUGCAUGCAAGGAAUGUGGGAAGACCUUUAGUCAUCGUUCUCAGUUGAUUCAACACCACACUAUUCACACUGGCAAGAAACUCUAUGAAUGUAAAGAAUGUGGGAAGGCCUUUAAUCAAGGCUCAACUCUUAUUCGACAUCAGAGAAUUCAUACUGGUGAAAAACCCUAUGAAUGUAAGGCAUGUGGGAAGGCCUUUAGGGUGAACUCACAACUUAAGCAACAUCAGAGAAUUCACACAGGAGAGAAACCCUACCAAUGUAAGGUAUGUGGUAGGGCUUUCAAACGGGUCUCACAUCUUACUGUACAUUAUAGAAUUCAUACGGGUGAGAAACCAUAUGAAUGUAAGGAAUGUGGGAAAGCCUUCAGCCAUUGCUCACAACUGAUUCAACAUCAGGUAAUUCAUACUGAGGAAAAGCCCUAUGAAUAUAAGGAAUGUGGGAGGACUUUAAAUCAUGACUCAACUACCAUUCAACAUCAGAGAAUGCAUAAUAGAGAAACACAAGUGAAUUUAAUAAAUGUAGAAAAACCUUCCAUCAGCACUUAUCCCUUAUUAAUCAUCAGAGAAUUUAUGUUAGCAAGCAACCAUAUGAAUGGAAAUAAUGGGAAGAGUCCACUAGCUUAGGCUAAUCACAACUUACUCUUUUUAUCUUGGAGAAAGACAUGAAGAAUGUAAUGCAAGUGAGAAUUCCUUUAUUCAGAGUUGUCCUUUAUCCUGAGUAAUAAAAUUCAUAUUGAAGAAAAAUUAUACGGAUGCAAAUUUUUUAGACCAUGAUUGUCAAAGACGAAAAGGUUGGAAAAAAUUUUGUCUCUAACACACACCAGAAUCACACUUUCUCACCACAGUGUAAUAAUUUUAACAAUAGCCAAGUGUGAAUUUUAUUGGAAAUUAAAAAGAAAAAAAAAAAAAAAACAGCCGAAUUACUCUUGGGUUAACAAGAAACUAAGGAAUGCAGUUACCAUCAGUGGUAAUGAACAGAAUGACAAUGAGAGUUUUUACAUGUCAAGAAAUGUGUGAUGUGGCUGAAGUUACUCAGAGGAAAUUUUAUGGCCUUUAAGUAUAUGCAAAACAUGAAAACCUGAAAGAUAGUACUCAAAUAUACUAAAUGUACUAUUUAAGAAGCCAGAAAAGAGAAUACCAAACACCCUGAUGAUGAAUAAAUGAACAGAAAACAAAAACAGAAAAUGAUGAAAUAGAAAGUGGUUAUCCUACAAUAAUCUCAUUUUUUAUUUCUUUCUGAUCCAAGAGUAAACUAAAUUUACGAGACUGUUUCUUAGUUUCCAGGUUGUUGUAGAUUAUCUUUUAUAAUAUCACAGACAGAAGGGGUUGGUUGCCUACCUAGCAGCCAUACCCAAUUCCCAUUCCUAUUGGCAACAUCUGUGUCUUGUCUUAGAAGCUGCAGAUGUCACAUGCUAAUUUUCAGCCCACUUUGCAGCUCAAGAUGGCCCAGAUGUUCCAGUGUAUGGCCAGUAUGUUCUAGGGAUCUACAGGGCCUUCUGGGAACGAUCUUCCUCAUUCAGAAGAGACAGAUACAUUAGGAAGACUCCCUCCUCUUUCAUUUCUUGCUUUUAAACAUUUUCCUCUGAGAACUUGAUGCCUGGAGCUGCUGCAGCCAUCUUGGAACCAAGAGCAGAAAAGAAAGGACCUCAAAGAAGCUGACCCAGCACCCUAACACUGAGCUAUGAGGCCAAUUUGGAACUGUCUCUUAGAUGCCUUGUUAUCUAAGAAAAAUAAACCUUUAUUGCUGAA
Molecule: messenger RNA, 2771 nt
Organism: Aethalodelphis obliquidens (Pacific white-sided dolphin)
Lineage: Eukaryota; Metazoa; Chordata; Mammalia; Artiodactyla; Delphinidae
Gene: ZNF582
Product: zinc finger protein 582
Exons: 1
Coding region: 405-1646 (413 amino acids)
Biological process (GO): regulation of transcription by RNA polymerase II
Cellular component (GO): transcription regulator complex; PcG protein complex; chromatin
Molecular function (GO): RNA polymerase II cis-regulatory region sequence-specific DNA binding; DNA-binding transcription factor activity, RNA polymerase II-specific
Source: RefSeq, a predicted model, not a curated record